GUGAUAUUAAUCUUCUUUCUUUUCAGUUACAAAGAGAAUAUUUUUAAAAGUAAAAUACGUCUAAUAUUCUAAUAUUAGUGUAAAUAACACGAAUAAGUACUUAGAUAUUUUAUUUAUUUUACAAAUCCUUAUGUAAUCAUUUAUUUUUACAUUUAUACAACCAGUAUUUUGGUUAGUGGGUGGAUCCAAGAUGAUAAUGCAUACUAAAGAAAUAUAUUAUUUUAAAUUACAAACAACAAAAUAAUGAAUCAUUGGAAAUAUCAUAAUCAAAUACUAAUAAAUAAAUUACAAUGUUAUUUGGAAUUUUCAAGAACGAUCCCGAUUCUGUAACGAAUUGGAAUAAAGGUCAAAAUAGACAUCUUCUGGGCGUCACCAGCCAUCUGUCUUUCCAGAGAAGGGGUAGCAAAUUGCAUAAAGAACACAGGAUUUGAGCAAACAACUAAAAAUGGACUUCGUAAUCGGUGGGUUGGCUGGCGCAGGCGCCACUGUUAUAACGAACCCUAUGGACGUGGUGAAGACGCGGCUGCAGUUGCAAGGGGAGAUGCGCGCGCGCAAGGAUACCAGCGCGCAGUACCGAGGCACCUUGCACGCGCUCUACGUCAUCGCGCGGACGGAUGGUGCAUUUGCGCUGCAGAGAGGACUCACGCCCGCUGUCUUGUUGGGGUUCACUAUGAACGGUAUCAGAUUAGGCCUGUACCACAUGGCAGAUGAAAGGGGGUGGAUUCGGAACAGAAAAGGCGUAAUCAGUGUAUACAAGGCUGCAUUCUGGGCUGGUGUGAGCGGGUACGUGGGUGCUAUGGUCUCCAACCCAUUGUGCGUGAUAAAAACCAGGAUACAGGCGACAUCCCAUCCUAGUAUUGCUGUGGGGAGGCAGCAUAGGUAUAAUGGCAUGAUGGAUGCCAUCUCCACCAUCUAUAAGACCGAGGGUGUCCGUGGCUUCUUCGCUGGCGUCAACGCGAUUUGCAUACGUCUCGCCAUCGGCAGCGCCGCGCAACUUACGACAUUCUCUGCCACAAAAGAAAAACUAAUCAACCACAACAUUUGCGACAAGAAUUCUCCGUUCGCCCUGGCUUUCUUAGCGAGCUGCAUCAGUGGAAUCGCCGUGGCUCUUACUGUAUGCCCUUUGGAUGUCGCCACAGUUCGGCUUUACAACCAAGGCGCAGCUACAAGCAGUGGUCUUCUUUACAACGGACUUUUCGACUGUCUUCGCAAGAUCUACAAGACAGAAGGUCUCCACGGCCUCUUCAAAGGCAUCGGUCCGCUAUAUUUUAGAAUGGCACCGCACACUACUCUCUCACUAGUCAUAUGGGACGUAUUAAACCAUUACUUUGUUAAAUAA
Molecule: messenger RNA, 1339 nt
Organism: Pectinophora gossypiella (pink bollworm)
Lineage: Eukaryota; Metazoa; Arthropoda; Insecta; Lepidoptera; Gelechiidae
Product: solute carrier family 25 member 35-like
Exons: 7
Coding region: 446-1339 (297 amino acids)
Source: RefSeq, a predicted model, not a curated record